AUGGCCAUGCCACAAAUAAGUCAAGCCGACCAGGCUAAAUUGCAGUUAAUGCAAGAAAUGGAGAUUGAAAUGAUGUCCGACUUAUAUAAUCGUAUGACAAACGCCUGCCAUAAGAAAUGCAUACCACCACGUUAUGGCGAAGCUGAAUUAGGUAAGGGUGAAAUGGUCUGCAUUGACCGCUGUGUGGCCAAAUAUUUGGAUAUACAUGAAAAAAUUGGCAAAAAACUAACGGCUAUGUCUAUACAAGAUGAGGAGCUAAUGAAAAAGAUGUCUGGCUAAGCUACUUAAAAAGCCAACAACAACUCAGGCCGCAAAACCAAUUUAAAUAUAAAUAAACCAAUAAUUUUUACUAAAGUAGUUUUAAGUUCGCUGACUUUUAAACGCCAGUUCUGCGCUGUUUCUAACUUCCUUUUGUUGACACUUUUCUCAGUAUGGCUGUCGUUGGUGCGACACUUGGUAGCACACCAUUGCAACAUGUUGCUGUGAAAAAAUAAAAUCUUUGAAUGUAAAUGUAUGUGAUUGCAUUUCAUAUGAGUAAUCCCACUCUACUUAUAGUUCAAUAAAAAACCAUUUUGUUUUAAAAUAAAAUUAAAA
This is a messenger RNA of Bactrocera latifrons, 594 nucleotides long. It is a transcript of the gene Tim10, whose product is annotated as mitochondrial import inner membrane translocase subunit Tim10. The record is from RefSeq and is a predicted model, not a curated record. Bases 1 to 279 code for a protein of 92 amino acids. The transcript is spliced from 2 exons. Gene Ontology annotation, cellular component: mitochondrial inner membrane. Gene Ontology annotation, biological process: protein insertion into mitochondrial inner membrane. NCBI's taxonomy places the organism in Eukaryota, Metazoa, Arthropoda, Insecta, Diptera, Tephritidae.